ACCCUGUGAGACUCUGCUGUUCUACUUGUCGUGUGCGUCUUCUUGCUUUGUAAAUACAUGUUUAAAAUCCCCGCUUUUGGGUCAGACAUGUGAGAUGAGCACAGUAAAGUUAUUAAGUGUGUGGAUAAAUCGACAUUUGAAUAGUCGCUGUUUUAAUCGCUGUGUUUUGGGAAACACGUGGAUAAAUGAUUAUGAUGCGCCACCAUGUUUACUGCGUCCUGGGAGACAUUACGGUACAGUUCCCGAGAAAGAAGCAGGCGAUCAUCCUGGGAGAAAAAGAGGGCUAAGGGCUGCGGAUAUCGCAGAAAAGCUUCGGAAAGGUGAAAAAGAGAAAGAUGCAGAUACAACAAAUAAGGUUCCGGUGUCUCCUGUACAGCGUAAUGUGGCCGAACUGAAGCAGUUCACUCAGCAGCUCCAGUCUGUCCAUCCAAAUGUUUUCGCAAAAGCACUUUCUAAGAGUAUUCUGUACCAAGACCAAAACCUAAUCGCUAUAAAUAAACCCUAUGGAGUCCCAGUUUACAGUACUGGAGGCAUCAGGAACAGCAUUGCAGCGAGUCUGCCAGUCCUGGCCAAGAUUAUUGAUGGUGCGAAAGCAGGAUCCGAGCUUCACGUCUGUUACAGUCUCGAGAAGAACACCACAGGCAUUUUGUUCCUGGCCAGGUCAGAGGAGACUGCAGAACAAAUACACAAUCUCAUCAGAACGCAUCAAGCAGAGAAGAGAUACAUGGUGAUCACUGUUGGUGUCCCAGUUCCUUCUGAAGGUGUGAUUGACAUCCCCAUCAUUGAGAAGGAGGUCAUGGGGGACCAGCAUCACUUCAAGAUGGGUCUGAGUCCGCUGUACAGACCGGCUGAGGAGGGAGGCGGCCUGGUCCGAGUGAGAGCUCACCGGCAAGCGCUCAGCGCCGUCACACGCUACAAAGUCCUGGACAGCAGCUCAGGAUGCAGCUUGGUGGAGCUCCAGCCAAUCACAGGAGUGAAACAUCAGCUGCGGGUUCACACGGCGCUGGCUUUAUCUUGCCCCAUUCUGGGAGAUCAUAAGUACGCCCACUGGAACAAGCUGGCUCCUCAGAAGUUACCGGAAGGCGUGCUGCGGCGACUGGGACUGGAGCAGAGCAAAACCCGACACCUUCCUCUCCACCUGCAUGUCCGACAGAUCACCCUGCCAGGGGUCAGGGGUCACGGUGACCUCACGGUAUCCUGCCCACUUCCCAAGUUUUUCACAGCGGCUCUGAGAAAACUGCAAAUCGAGCUGCCUGAGAAGCCAUAAGAGAUGAGAACCACUUGUUAUCUCUCUAACUGGAGACUAAGGCUUACAAGAAGUCUGAAUAUUGGCAUCAAAUAAAGUGAGAAUAGGAUACGCCGACUGGACGUGGCGUGAAAGACUCAACCACACAGAUCAAAUUGCUUAAAGCUAGGUCUGCUGGACUCGGGUGAUUGAAGGGACCUCGUUUUCUACAGUUUGUGCAGGAUAAGAAUUUUUUAGGAUUGUGUUGAUGUCUAAUUAUUUAAUGAAACCCUCAAUAAAUUG
This is a messenger RNA of Hemibagrus wyckioides, 1528 nucleotides long. It is a transcript of the gene rpusd4, whose product is annotated as RNA pseudouridine synthase D4. Gene Ontology annotation, biological process: pseudouridine synthesis. Lineage: Eukaryota; Metazoa; Chordata; Actinopteri; Siluriformes; Bagridae. The transcript has 7 exons. The coding region runs from base 95 to 1267 and encodes 390 amino acids. The record is from RefSeq and is a predicted model, not a curated record. Gene Ontology annotation, molecular function: pseudouridine synthase activity; RNA binding.